Molecule: messenger RNA, 558 nt
Organism: Penaeus indicus
Lineage: Eukaryota; Metazoa; Arthropoda; Malacostraca; Decapoda; Penaeidae
Product: craniofacial development protein 2-like
Exons: 4
Coding region: 1-558 (185 amino acids)
Source: RefSeq, a predicted model, not a curated record
AUGCAGCGAGGAGAGACAACAGGUGGAGGAAAACUGAGAGAUAUGGAGGAAUGCACUAGGGAAAAGAGGAAUGAAAAAAUAAUUGCAUUUCUAAGAGAACCUGAUUGUGAUGCUGAUAACGAUGAUAAGAAUAGUGAUGAUACUGCAGAUGAAAAGAUAAUUAGUGUACAUUCCUACAAAGCAAAUCAUGGAAAGAAACUCAAAACAAAAGUCAGAAAACAGCAAAAAGGGGGUCCCCAGUUCAGCUGGGAACUCCUCGCUCGGAAAAGGAAGAUCAGCAUACUUGGCUUGGCAGAAAUGAGAUGGAAAGGACCUGGCCAUAAAACAUCAGACGGCUACAAAGUUCUCUAUUCAGGAGGUGACAAACAUGAUGCUGGCGUCGGAAUAAUACUGGACUCAGAGACUGCUAAAGCCAUUAAAGGUUACUGGUCUAUCAGCGAAAGAGUGAUCUUAGUCAAACUUCAAGGAACACCCUUCGACAUUGGCAUUAUACAAACAUAUGCACCAACUGCUGACAAGGAUGAUGAAGAAGUGGAAGAAUUUUUUUUGACACAGUAG